Messenger RNA from Drosophila nasuta, 2197 nucleotides. It is a transcript of the gene Coq9, whose product is annotated as ubiquinone biosynthesis protein COQ9, mitochondrial. The coding region runs from base 86 to 1099 and encodes 337 amino acids. Gene Ontology annotation, cellular component: mitochondrial inner membrane. The record is from RefSeq and is a predicted model, not a curated record. Gene Ontology annotation, biological process: ubiquinone biosynthetic process. Gene Ontology annotation, molecular function: lipid binding. Lineage: Eukaryota; Metazoa; Arthropoda; Insecta; Diptera; Drosophilidae. The transcript has 4 exons.
AGCUGUGAAUGGCGGUAUAACUGAACGCCCAGAAGAAGAAGCACACAAUAUCAGUUUGGCCCACAGAACGUUUGGGAGCGCUAAAAUGGCAAACGUGCGCUGUUUGCAAAAAGCAUUACGUUUACAAAAGUUCGUCCUGCCAAUCAAUGCGCAGGCCAGUCGUCUAAGCUCCAGCGUCGCCUCCAGCAGCAGCAGCAAUCACAACAACACACUCAAGCGCGCACAGUCCACAACAUGGACAACUUUAACCCGCAGUUACUCCAAAGAUAGCGAUAAGCUGGAGGAUUUCCGGGCACGCGAGGAGCAACGCGAACGGGAACGCGAUGCUGCCGAACAAAAGACACAAACAGAGACUAGUGGUGGAGGAGGAACAGCCUCCUCCUCGGGAGAGCAAAGCCAGCAAAGCGAACAGCAGUCUGAGAAACAAGCCAAAGUUGACGCAAUACGUCGCAAGAUACUGGAUGCAGCCAUGGAGCAUGUGCCGCAGCAUGGCUGGACCAAGCAGGCCAUUGUGCUGGGCGCCGAGUCCAGCGGUUAUCCCAGUGUCGUCCAUGGCAUGUUUCCUGAAGGCGGCUUUGCGCUAGUCUCCCACUUUAAUGGAAAGUGCAACGCGCAGCUGGUGGAGUAUCUGCAGCACAAAACCAACAAUGGCCAGAAAGAGGUAGCUGAUCCAUUGGGUUUUCUGGUGCAAGCGGUGCGACGACGUUUUGAGAUGAUUGUGCCGUACAAGAAACAGUGGCCUCAGGCAAUGGCGCUGAUUGCACAGCCCCAACAUGCGUCCACAGCGCUGGCGCAAGUGCUAACGCUGGUCGAUGACAUUUGCUACUAUUCUGGCGAUCGCUCCGUGGACUUCGGUUGGUAUACGCGACGCAUUGGACUCGCGACGAUUAUGAAGAUGACGGAGCUUUAUCUGCUGCAGGACACGUCACCAAAACAUGUCCAGACCUGGGAGUUCCUUAAGAAUCGCAUGGAUGAGGCUGUUCAACUGCAAAUGACUUUGGCGCAGACCGACGGCGUCACACAAAAAGUGCAACGUUCCUUCAACUCGGCCUUCAUAACUGCGCGAAAUAUUUUGGGUCUGGGCUACAGCCGCGAUUAGUAACAUCAACAACAGCACUUGCCACAGCGUCUGUGUGUGUUAUGUAUAAACAAAUAUAUAUAUAUACAAAGAUUUACACUAACAAAAAAAAAACAACCUUAUAACUAUACUAUGUAUUUUCAUAUAUUGUUUUUAAAGGUGGUUAGCUACGUUUAUGCGGUGAUUUUGUUGUUUUAGUGUUGAGUAGUGUCCACAUAUUUAGCGAUCGUCCUCGCGCUGUUAUUACCUAUCGGUUUUCUAUCGAUUUAUUUCUUGCACAGCAGCCAUCUUGUAUUGUUGGCGGCAAAUUUGAAGCUAUUUUAAAGGAGUGCUUUAAGUUUACUUUGUUAAAGGUUAACAAUUGUUGUUUUAUUUUAUUUCUAACAUGCAACUAAUCACAAUGUUUGUCGCAUUAACGUAGCUAGCUGCUGCAUUCUUAUUGGAAUGUGAUAUUGCUACAAUUAUAAAAUGAGUCCAUACCUGAUAUUUUUAGUUGGUGCACUUAUGUAUGUUCGAUUAAAUGUUGUUUGAACCAAUGACAAUUAACAAACGACUUUCGAUUAAUUUGUUUUAUUUGUUCUUUUGCAUAACACAACUAUGAAACGUGCAGUCAUUACCCAAUUGAAUUAAUUAGGUCGUCAAACAUAUGACGACACAUGUGAUCUGGUUGUUGGCAAUGGACGGGAACGUGAUUUUGUUGUCAACGUCUCACUGCUAUCUGCAACGAAGUCACGUGGUGACCAUGUCCAUCUGCUAGCAUCUAUGCUGGUCUCCCUGUAGAGAACUGGAAUAUUUUUCUCAUCCAGUUGAAAUUUUACUCUAGGCUGUAAGCGUGUUUCUUUAGGCUUCCGAGCUUUACGCUUUGGAGUUUUUGCAUUGUGUUUGGCAGCCACCACAUGGUCAUAGAGUUCUGAGAUGCCCCUGCAUAUUUGACUCUCCACAUGCGUCACAGCUUUCUGAUGUCGUCGACCAUAACGAUGUCGCCUUCCGUCCCCUCGGCCCAGCGAGUCACAACGAUCCGAAACCUGCCGCACUGGGCAGAGUGGACAUGCAUAGGGAAUGGGCUCACAAGUGGUCCAUGCCAUGCGGCAGCAGUGUUGGCACAUUUCUAAGCUCUGU